UCGCCAGCCCACGCGCUGCCUCUGUAGUCUGUGUAUGACCAUUCACUUCCCUGCGGUCUUCAUUCAUGUCCCUCCCAUAUGAAUUCAUUCAGGUGUUAAAUGCACUAAAGUGUGGCCGAACACAACCGAUGUUCCUCAUCACUCUCCCAUACGAUGCUUUUCUCAUGCUGCUCUCACCAAGUCUGAACACAUAAAGGUGGUUUCAAAUGGAGAGCAUUUCCCCGUUGCCUUUGGACAAGCAAGAAAGCAGAGCAAACAGUCCUUCAUCCACAUUGCAUGGAGGGCAAGCCAACUCCCCCGCCAGUGUGCAUCACUCCCCUGCUCACCAGCUUCAGGAAGACCUGUGGCAUCUACCUGGACGGCUGCGAAUAAACCCAUCUCUGUGGGACAAAGAGGAUGUUGCCCACUGGCUCCACUGGGCUCAGAAGGAGUACUCCCUGCGCCGACCAGAGAAGGAACGAUUCGUGAUGAACGGCAGAGCGCUUUGCCUGCUCACCAAGGAAGACUUCAGACGCCGCUGUCCCUGCUCAGGUGAUGUUCUGUAUGAGAUCCUUCAGUGUGUGAAACAGCCAAGGAGGGCUGUUGUCUGUGAUCCUCAAAAUGAGUCUCCCUCCGUGGGAAAUGUAUCCAGCCAGGGUCGAGUCAGCUGCCAGAUCCGAACGCACAGCGUCCAAGAGCAUCGGCCUCCCGAGGUCAAUGACACCCAAGUUUUCCUCACUUUCACCAGCGCAGUGUCGGCUGCUCCUGCAGCCACUGCGAGCCAGCCAGAGCCCAUGUCACCUGUCAGGCACCGUCCCUUGAUCUUUUACACUCCCACUUCUCCACUCGCACGCAUUAACGGAUCAACAGCUGCCUCUACGUUGCCCCAAAGCCAAGUUCAGUGUCCUGCUCAAACAGAGAGCGUCAUCCAGGAGCCUCUCAACCUGUCCAGUCGAGAGAAGCCAAGGAGCCCGCUGCACAAAGUCAAAGGCCGCAUCCCAGAGUGCAGACUGCUCUGGGACUAUGUGUAUCAGCUACUGUGUGACGACCGUUACCAAGAAUACAUCCGGUGGGAAGACUAUGACAGCCUGGUGUUCAGGGUGGUCGACCCAAACGGAUUGGCGUGUCUCUGGGGAAACCACAAGAACAGAGACAAUAUGACCUACGAGAAAAUGUCCCGUGCUUUGCGGCACUACUAUAAGCUCAACAUCAUCAAGAAGGAGCGAGGACAAAAACUACUCUUCAGGUUUCUGAAACUCCCACAUGACAUCAGGAAACAGCGGGCAGACCCCGCCGAUUCCCCAGAACACACUUCACUUCCGAACGGGACCUUUCCAGACAGCAGUCCUACACAUGACCAUUUUGAGGUUUCCCCUGAUCGCGCGUCUCCACAGCCUCCUUCAACUGGUGCUCCUGUGAGAUAACGGCAUUACAUCAAUACAAUACUGUACAACAAUACUUGGUGUAUUGUCAGGAAUUCUUGCACUGUGAGAUUGCUUUUGGCUGUGAAUCGAUGUAUGUAUUACUGUGAUCGGAAUGGACACUAAUAUUAAAGGAGGAGGAAAAUUGUGAAAGAAAUCAUAUCAAUGUUCAAUCAGCUAAACAAGUGCCAGAAUGUACAUUUCUCAGGCUCCACAUAACAAUACAGAUACUACCCUUAUUUUCAUGUCCUAUAUACUGUAAGUCUAGAAGGUAAGUGGUGGAAAUGCAUGCGAAAUAGUAGUGUGCUCACAAAUAAAUAUUUCUGUGGCCAUUUGAAAUAGUUUUUUUCAAGCAGUUAUUUGACAUUUUGGUUUGCAUUGGAUCAACGCUGCAGAUGAGGUACUUGUUUGUGUUGUUUGUUGUAAAGUAAAAACAAAUUGGUCUUGACCAUUGGCUAAUUGCUCGUUUUACCUGCGCUGUGAAAUAAAUAUUUUGUUUGUCAUAGUG
This is a messenger RNA of Scophthalmus maximus (turbot), 1908 nucleotides long. It is a transcript of the gene etv7, whose product is annotated as ETS variant transcription factor 7. Gene Ontology annotation, molecular function: DNA-binding transcription factor activity, RNA polymerase II-specific; sequence-specific DNA binding. The record is from RefSeq and is a predicted model, not a curated record. The coding region runs from base 207 to 1403 and encodes 398 amino acids. Gene Ontology annotation, cellular component: nucleus. Gene Ontology annotation, biological process: cell differentiation; regulation of transcription by RNA polymerase II. Lineage: Eukaryota; Metazoa; Chordata; Actinopteri; Pleuronectiformes; Scophthalmidae. The transcript has 10 exons.